Musca domestica (house fly) is the source of this 2200-nucleotide messenger RNA. RefSeq names its product maltase A3. NCBI's taxonomy places the organism in Eukaryota, Metazoa, Arthropoda, Insecta, Diptera, Muscidae. The record is from RefSeq and is a predicted model, not a curated record. The coding region runs from base 256 to 2115 and encodes 619 amino acids. The transcript is spliced from 5 exons. Gene Ontology annotation, biological process: carbohydrate metabolic process.
CCACUUUUGCUUUCUUAGUUGACAGUGAGCUCUUGAAAAGUAAACAAUUGUGCGGAGGCUAAGAAGAAACGUUUCAUAAUCUGUAGAAAUACCCCGCCCCCUCAUUUUCACUUCAAUUUGUGGGACAAAGCAAAGAAACCACAGCGGGCCGAAGCAAUCGAAGCCACACAAGAAACAUAAAAACAAACAAAGAAAUUUAGCUGCGUCAACGCCUACGCCAACGUCGUCGUUGCUGCUGCCGCCGCCACCACUGCGAUGUGGUUACAAACAUUUUUCAUUGCAUGCCUGGCCUCUGUGAUAGGGGCUGGCGUCUUUCCAAACUAUCAUGCCCAUUUCGACUUUGUGCAGUGGGACAAAGAGAAGACACUGGACGAAUAUGAGGCCGCACAGAAAUGGUGGCAAACGGCCUCAUUUUAUCAAAUCUAUCCAAGGUCAUUCAAAGACAGCAACGGCGAUGGAGUGGGUGAUUUGAAAGGCAUUACCCAGCAACUGGGCUAUCUCAAGGAGAUUGGCAUUACUGCCACCUGGCUCUCACCCAUCUUCCAGUCGCCCAUGGCCGAUUUUGGCUAUGAUAUUUCGAAUUUCUUUCAAAUCGAUCCUCUCUUCGGCACCAUGCAAGAUUUUGAGAAUCUCAUGCAGGAGGCCCAACGUUUGGGUUUGAAAAUCAUUUUAGAUUUUGUGCCGAACCACACAAGCGAUGAAUGUGAAUGGUUCCAGAAAUCGGUGAAACGCGACCCUUACUACAAGGAUUUCUAUGUCUGGCAUCCGGGUAAAAUCAUUGAUGGGGUACGUCAUCCUCCCUCGAAUUGGGUGAGUGUAUUCCGCGGCUCGGCCUGGGAAUGGAACGAGGAACGCCAAGAAUACUAUCUACAUCAGUUUGUGAAGAAACAACCCGAUUUGAAUUAUCGCAACCCCCUGGUGAGAUCAACCAUGAAAAUGGUACUGCAGUAUUGGUUGGAAAAGGGUGUAGCUGGGUUCAGAGUCGAUGCUGUACCUCAUAUGCUGGAGAAGGCUCCGGAUGCGGCCGGCAAUUGGCCCGAUGAGCCUCGCAAUCCCUAUGUCAAUGAUCCCGAUGAUUAUGGUUAUCUGCAGCAUAUCUACACCGUCAAUCAGCCAGAGACCAUUGAUAUGGUCUAUGAAUUCCGUAAGGUCUUGGAUGAUUUCAAGGUCCAGCAUGGAGGGGAUGAGCGCAUCCUGAUGACUGAGAGUUAUUCGCCGCUGGACAUUGUCAUGAAGUAUUAUGGCAAUGGAACUGCAGAGGGAGCCCAGAUUCCAUUCAAUUUUUUGAUAAUUGAGGAAUUGGGUAAUAACUCGAAUGCCUUUAAUUAUGCAGAGACCAUAAAUAAGUGGUUGGGCAGUAUGCCCCAGGGGAGGACGGCCAAUUGGGUGCUUGGUAACCACGACAAAAGCCGCGUUGGCUCACGCCUCGGUGCCGAUCGCAUGGACAUGAUGAACAUGUUGACCUUUACGCUGCCCGGUUGCAGUGUCACCUACAAUGGCGAAGAGAUUGGCAUGACGGAUGUUUGGAUAUCAUGGAAUGACACCGUGGAUCCUUCAGCCUGUAAUUCAAAUCCUGACAUUUAUGAAUCUCUCUCCCGUGAUCCCGAGCGAACACCGUUCCAGUGGAAUGAUGGUCCAAUGGCAGGAUUUUCCAAAGCCAACAAGUCAUGGCUGCCCAUUUCGCCAUUGUACAAGGACGUCAAUGUGGAAAAGGAGCGUCAAAGUCCUUUGAGUCAUUUGAAUAUUUUUAAGGAGUUGCAGCAAUUGCGACAAGAGCCAACCAUGAAAUAUGGUCAAGCGGAGGUGAAGGCUUUGAAGCAAAAUGUUCUGGGGGUGAAGAGAUACCUCUUGAAGGACUAUACCUAUGUAACCCUCCUGAAUAUUUUCAAUGAGGUGGAGAGCUUCAAUUUACAGCAGGCCUUUUCCAAUAUUCCCGAUGAAAUGGUGUACCAUUUGGUGACGGAAAAAUCGAAGGCCAAGAAGGGCGAUCGCGUCAAGUCCUCUUCCAUUACUCUGCAACCCAAGGAGGCGGUGAUCUUGAAAUCCCCCAGCAAACUCUCCACCACAGCUGGUUAUUAUCUCUACUAUACCCGUGAAGAAGAACCUCAACAUUAAGUGUUAGAAAGUUAAACGAAUAUUUGUUCUCAGUGCCAAGCACAGAUUUAUUUUUUGUAAAAUUUUAAAAAUAAAACAUUUUGUU